AUGAGCCAUCAACGCUACCCGUCCAUGGACCCUGUGAAGGAGCCGCACUCUGUCUCUCUCAAGGUGCUGCGCCUGUCUAGACCAUCCCUCGUCACCCAGCACCCCCUGACCGACCCCCUCAGCACCGCGGCCGGCGCGCGGGCCCAGACGGUCGCCGCCUCCCUGGCCUACCAGUCCAGGAACACCACCUCGAACCCGGACCCCUUCCUCCUGACCCCGGUCCUCAACCUCCCGCCCUCGUUCGGCUCCGCCUACGUCGGCGAGACCUUCAGCUGCACGCUAUGCGCCAACCACGAGGUCCCCCCCGACGCCCCCGCCGCGCCGGAGCAGGCGGACGCCGCCCGGCGGCCGAAGAAGUACAUCCGCGACGUGCGCAUCGAGGCCGAGAUGAAGACGCCCGGCUCGAGCACCGUGCAGAAGCUAGCGCUCGGCCCGGGCCCGGGACCUGCCGCAGCCCCUGCUGCUAGUGCAGGCGACGCAGAGGCGGGCGGGAGCAAGGGCACGGAUCUGGAGCCGGCCGCGACGCUGCAGCGCAUCGUCAACUUCGACCUCAAGGAGGAGGGCAACCACGUGCUGGCCGUGACCGUGAGCUACUACGAGGCCACCGAGACGAGCGGCCGCACCCGCACCUUCCGCAAGCUGUACCAGUUCAUCUGCAAGGGCAGCCUGAUCGUGCGGACCAAGGUCGGGGUCUUGCCCGCCGCGGCGGCCGAGGGGUCUGGCGACGAGGACAAGGAGAACCGCGGGGACGCGAGCGAGGCGGAGGCCAAGGCCAAACCCAGUGACACGACGAAACCGCGGCCCGCCUGGAUCCUCGAGGCCCAGCUCGAGAACUGCUCCGAGGACGCCAUGCAGCUGGACCGCGUCGGCCUGGACCUCGAGCCCGGCCUGCGGUACCGCGACGCCAACUGGAUGGUCAGCGGCAGCGCCAAGCCCGUGCUGCACCCGGGCGAGGUCGAGCAGGUGUGCUUCGUGGUGGAGCUGGAGGACGACGACGGGCAAGGCGGCGCCGCCGCGGUCGAGGAGUCCGAGGACGGCAGGGUCAUCUUCGGCGUGCUGGGCAUCGCCUGGCGCACCGAGAUGGGCAACCGGGGCUUCUUGUCGACGGGCAAGCUGGGCGCGAGGAUCACGAGGUGA
Neoarthrinium moseri is the source of this 1137-nucleotide messenger RNA. RefSeq lists its product as uncharacterized. Gene Ontology annotation, cellular component: TRAPPIII protein complex. Bases 1 to 1137 code for a protein of 378 amino acids. The record is from RefSeq and is a predicted model, not a curated record. The transcript is spliced from 2 exons. Lineage: Eukaryota; Fungi; Ascomycota; Sordariomycetes; Amphisphaeriales; Apiosporaceae.